Messenger RNA from Beauveria bassiana ARSEF 2860, 1164 nucleotides. Its product is annotated as CgERG6-2 protein. Gene Ontology annotation, molecular function: sterol 24-C-methyltransferase activity. The record is from RefSeq and is a predicted model, not a curated record. Gene Ontology annotation, biological process: ergosterol biosynthetic process. NCBI's taxonomy places the organism in Eukaryota, Fungi, Ascomycota, Sordariomycetes, Hypocreales, Cordycipitaceae. The transcript has 3 exons. Gene Ontology annotation, cellular component: endoplasmic reticulum. The coding region runs from base 1 to 1164 and encodes 387 amino acids.
AUGAGCUCUCAAGCUUUGCUGCGUGUUGACGAGGCGAGGAAUGCCGCCUUUGACAAGGCUCUACAUGGAGACUCCAGUCAAGGUCAGGGUGGCAUCCGUGCCAUGUUGAGUAAGGACAAGACUGCCCGCGCUGCAGCAGUGGAUGAAUACUUUCAGCACUGGGACAACAAGACUGCUGAAGACGAGACAUCUGCGGUUCGACAGGCCAGAACAGACGAUUAUGCCAGCAUCACAAGACAGUACUACAACCUUGCGACCGAUUUUUACGAGUAUGCGUGGGGAGCAUCCUUUCACUUUUGCCGAUUUUCAUAUGGCGAGCCGUUCCAGCAGGCAAUCGCCCGACAUGAGCACUUUAUUGCGAGUCAAAUUGGAAUCAAGCGUGACAUGAAAGUGCUCGAUAUGGGAUGCGGCGUUGGUGGCCCGGCGCGUGAAAUCUCUCGAUUUACCGGCUGCCAUGUCACGGGCAUCAACAUCAACCAGUACCAAGUUGACCGAGCCACCAUGUAUGCCAAGAAGCACGACAUGGCUGACAACUUGGACUUUGUACAAGGCGACUUCAUGAGUCUUCCUUUUCCCGACAACUCUUUUGACGCAGUGUACUCAAUCGAAGCCACGUGCCACGCUCCGUCUCUCGCAGAAGUCUACAGUGAGAUUUACCGAGUCUUGAAGCCCGGCGGUGUGUUUGGUGUCUAUGAAUGGCUCAUGACGGACGCCUACGAUAAUGACAACCUAGAGCACCGCAAGCUCCGACUAGCCAUUGAGCAAGGCGACGGCAUCGCUCAGCUAUUCAGUAUAGACGACGGCAAGCAAGCCAUGGAGUCGGCAGGCUUCGAGCUACAAGUCAGUCGAGACUUGGCAGAGGCCGUCAAUAAGGCCUCGCCGCCUUGGUACUGGCCGCUGGGCAGCGACCUUCGCCACGCCCAGACUGUCUGGGACGCUCUUAUCGUGUUGCGGAUGAACCGUUGGGGCCGCGUGGUAGCGCAUAACCUUUUCGGACUCUUGGAGACGCUUCGCAUCGCGCCGCCGGGAACGAGGAGGACGGCAGACAGCUUGGGUCAAGCUGCGGACGCGCUGGUCAAGGGUGGCAGCGAGAAGCUCUUUACACCAAUGUACCUGAUGGUUGGCAGCAAGCCGACGGUAGGCGAAUCUGGCCAAAAGGCGUAA